UUACCUUCAUUCCACUACCAAGUCCUAAACCAAAUCAUCAUGCCUUCAGGAGUAAUCUUUGUAAUUUACAUACCAUCAAGUAAUUACGAACAUAUACUAAGAUUUGGGAAGCCAAAAGACUUAGUUCCUGUAGAAGAAUCUGCUGUUAAGCCGGCAAGAUUAGCGGUAGAAUUGCGGAAUAAGAAAUCUAGGAGUAUUCCUGUACAUUUGACCCAGCAGUAUUAUAAUGAAGGCUACAGCCAACCAUUGGAAAAUAUUGAUGAGAGCGAUGAAGUUUUCACUAUGGAGAAUAUACUACAAGAGCUGCUAAGCAAGUUGCACGUGGAGCACGUGGUUUGGAUAAGUGACAAACCGGGGAAUUAUUUCGAGAUCGUGUUCCCUCUGCCAACUGGCGACCAGUGUGAGACCAUGCUGCACUGUCUCACGCAGCUUGGAAUCGGUGUACGAUGCAAAUCUAUUGUCAGUGUAUUACCCUGCAAUGUGGUGCACUCGGCUACGCCAAAUGAACAAAUUACUGAUGAUACGGAUAUGCGAAAAUCCGAAGACGCAACUCGAUGGAGGAAUUUUGUGGAGUCGAUAAGGUCUAAACUGACGGUAAAACAAGUUGUGGACGGGGUGCGGGGAGGGGGGGAGCUCUCGUUUGAUUAUCUAACGCUAAUUAUAACAGCUGACUCCCUAGCAGCCCUUGGUCUUGUAGAAAAUAACGCGUCCAACAUCGUAGCAGCGAUGUUGGUGUCUCCCCUCAUGGGUCCUGUAAUGUCCAUCACCUUCGGCACCAUAAUAUCAGACAGGAGUCUCAUUAGGAGUGGCUUCGAGAGCUUGGUGUUAGGCAUGUUCCUAUCUCUACUAUUUGGGUUCAUAUUCGGCCUGAUAUUGGGAAGCACUGAAAUGCCUUGGGGAUUUGGAGAUUGGCCUACUGAGGAGAUGAAGGGACGAGGCAACGUUCGAUCUCUCUGGAUGGGCGUGCUAUGGGCCUUGACGUCAGGCACAGGAGUAGCACUCGCCUUACUUCAGGGCAGUGCUGGCCCGCUCAUUGGUAUCGCUAUUUCAGCAUCUUUGUUACCACCUGUGGUUAAUUGUGGCUUAUACUGGGCUCUAGCGUGCAUAUGGCUGCUCUACCCAGGUGUCAAAAUCCCACACAUAAAGGGAGAAGCUUACACAGGGAACUCAUCGUAUACUCCGCUGUAUCACGACUACCUUCCGAUUGAGUUUGCUGUUAAUGGAAUCGUAAGCUGCUGUCUAACAAUAGUGAACGUUAUCUGCAUAUUCAUAACGGCUAUAAUAUUCCUGAAGAUAAAGGAAGUAGCUGCACCGUACACUUCAAGUCCAGACCUUCGUAGAUUUUGGGAGCAGGAUAUCAAGGUCGCAAGGGAUGCUAACAGGGCUAACUUGCAUAAGGCUGAAGAUGACGAACGAGCUGAGUUGGUCUUGGAAGAUCUCAAUCAAGAAACUGAUGAAGCCAUCAGGGAAAAGCUAGAGGCCGCUGUCGAAGAGGCUCUGGACGAUGAAACAUAUAGGAAAGUGAAGCGAAUGAGUUAUCAGAGCCAUAAUGCUGACGAGGUUUUCCGCACUAUUGGACUGUCGAGAACUCCUAUAUCUUUGUUGUCGAGCCAACUGAACUCUGGAGUCAGUACUCCUACUGCUCCCAAACCUUCGAAUGUGGAUGACAUAGCGGCACUGGACAAGUUACUGACGUCAUUGCUUGGCUUGAAGGAGAGUAAACGUGGAAGAUCCUUUAUGUCCCAUCGUGGGACUCCGCGAUCCAGUCGGAUUCCAAGAACUGUGCAAGAGGGCGUUGGAUUCAGCCACAGCAGGCAGACAGAGUCAUGGCCCGAGAGGAUUUAUGAGGACUCUGUUGUGCGCAGCGUCAUUAGCAGUCUAAGAGCCAGCAAAAGAAGCUCGCAAAUGGAAGAAGCGUUUAUGACGCCAAAAUAGACUAGUUGUUGCAAUUUUCUGGUGUCCAUUGGAGACUUAGAAUUUGUUUUCAUUAAAAUGUUUGAAAUUAUGAGA
Messenger RNA from Spodoptera frugiperda (fall armyworm), 2010 nucleotides. RefSeq lists its product as uncharacterized. The record is from RefSeq and is a predicted model, not a curated record. Lineage: Eukaryota; Metazoa; Arthropoda; Insecta; Lepidoptera; Noctuidae. The transcript is spliced from 10 exons. The coding region runs from base 40 to 1935 and encodes 631 amino acids.